CCAGCAUGUUCAGCAUUCAGCACACAGCACUAUUGUUUGUAGGAAGCAUUUGCAUGAUGCUGAGAUAGCUGGAAGGGUUUACAUUGUGAGGGGAGGGCCCUUCUUUCACCAUCCUUUGCGUAAAUGGCUUAUCUCACCUCCACUCAACAAGCCCAGUGUAUGGCCUAGAACUCCCAUCAUACCUGUGCACCAAUUGAGGAGAGACACAUGGGUGGGAAAUUGCAAUAAAAAGACAGCCCACAGCAGGCUGCAUUCCCAUGGCUGGCCAGAGGAGGAGAAACGCUUUGUGUUCUCAUCGGAGCUGCACAGGAAGUCUGCAUACAGCAAAGUGACCUGCAUGCCUCACCUUAUGGAAAGGAUGGUGGGUUCUGGCCUCCUGUGGCUGGCCUUGGUCUCCUGCAUUCUGACCCAGGCAUCUGCAGCGCAGCAAGGUUAUGGAAACCCCAGUGAAGCCAGUUUCUAUGGGCUGGACUUGGACUGCGGAGCUCCUGGCACCCCAGAGGCUCACGUCUGUUUUGACCCCUGUCAGAAUUACACCCUCCUGGAUGAACCCUUCCGAAGCACAGAUAACUCAGAAGAGAAACCGGGGUGCGAUGAGAACAUGAGUGGCUGGUACCGCUUUGUAGGGGAAGGAGGAGUGAGGAUGUCGGAGACCUGUGUCCAGGUGGGCCGAUGCCAGACAGCCGCUCCCAUAUGGUUGAACGGGACCCACCCUGCUCUUGGGGAUGGCAUCAUCAACCACACUGCCUGUGCCCACUGGAGUGGCAACUGCUGUCUCUGGAAGACGGAGGUGCUGGUGAAGGCCUGCCCAGGCGGGUACCACGUGUACCGGUUGGAAGGCACUCCCGAGUGUAAUCUGAGAUACUGCACAGAUCCCUCCACUGUGGAGGACAAGUGUGAGAAGGCCUGCCGCCCCGAGGAGGAGUGCCUUGCCCGCAACAGCACCUGGGGCUGUGUCUGCAGACAGGACCUCAAUAGCUCUGAUGUCCACAGUUUGCAGCCUCAGCUAGACUGUGGGGCCAGGGAGAUCAAGGUGAAGGUGGACAAAUGUUUGCUGGAAGGCCUGGGUUUUGGGGAGGAGGUCAUUGCGUACCUGCGAGACCCAAACUGCAGCAGCAUCUUGCAGACAGAGGAGAGGAACUGGGUAUCUGUGACCAGCCCCGUCCAGGCUAGUGCCUGCAGGAACAUUCUGGAGAGAAAUCAAACCCAUGCCAUCUACAAAAACACCCUCUCCUUGGUCGAUGAUUUCAUCAUCAGAGACACCAUCCUCAACAUCAACUUCCAAUGUGCCUAUCCACUGGACAUGAAAGUCAGCCUCCAAGCUGCCUUGAAGCCCAUUGUAAGCUUCCUGAACGUCAGUGUGGGCGGGGAUGGAGAGUUCAUUGUUAGGAUGGCCCUCUUCCAAGACCAGAACUACACGAAUCCUUAUGAAGGGGAUGUGGCUGAACUGUCUGUUGAGUCCAUGCUCUAUGUGGGCGCCAUCUUGGAGCAAGGGGACACCUCCCAGUUUAACCUGGUGUUGAGGAACUGCUAUGCCACCCCCACUGAAGACAAGGCUGACCCUGUGAAGUAUUUCAUCAUCAGAAACAGCUGCUCAAAUCAACGUGAUUCCACCAUCCACGUGGAGGAGAAUGGGAGAUCCUCGGAAAGCCGGUUCUCAGUUCAGAUGUUCAUGUUUGCUGGACAUUAUGACCUAGUUUUCCUGCAUUGUGAGAUUCAUCUCUGUGAUUCUCUUAAUGAACAGUGCCAGCCUUCUUGCUCAAGAAGUCAAGUCCGCAGUGAAGUACCGGCCAUUGACCUAUCCCGGGUUCUAGAUUUGGGGCCCAUCACUCGGAGGGGUGCACAGUCUCCUGGUGUCAUGAAUGGAACCCCCGGCACUGCAGGGUUCCUGGUGGCCUGGCCCAUGGUCCUCCUGACUGUCCUCCUGGCUUGGCUGUUCUGAGAGCUCCACUGAGCAUCUGGCCUUGAAGUUUGUGUUCUUCCUUCUGGCAAUGGCUCCCUUCGCCACGUCUGCUUUCCACUCCAAUUCACACAGUCUUGGUAUUAACAGACUCAAGGCCAGGCUAGGUUUCGGGAAAGGGAAGAACUUUCACCUUCUUUAAAACUCUCAGCUGGGCGCAGUGGCUCAUGCCUGUGAUUCCAGCACUUUGGGAGGCUGAGGCAGGUGGCUCACCUGAGGUCAGCAGUUCAAAACCAGCCUGGCCAAAAUGGUGAAACCCUGUCUCUACUAAAAAUACAAAAAUUAGCCAGGCAUGGUGGCAGACACCUGUAAUCCCAGUUACUUGGGAGGCUGAGACAGGAGAAUCGCUCGAACCCGGGAGGUGGAGGUUGCAGUGAGCUGAGAUUGUGUCAUUGCACUCCAGCCUGGGUGACAGGGCAAGACUCUGUCUCAAAAAAAAAAAAAAAAAAAAAAAAAAAAAAGGCAACAUAGUGGGGUUCCUGUCAGUCUGUCCUGGGCUGCCCUUCUCAUUUGUUAAUGGGACCUUGAAAGCAAGCUUGCUAGGUGCCCUCUGUGGCUUUAGCCUUUACCGGAAGUGUGGCGCAUGUUUUUAACUCCAGGAAACAGGUGUCCUGUCACUAGGGUAUGGGAUGAGCAUGGAGAAGAAGAACCGGCCAUGAUUCCUUCCUAAGCAUCUCCUGUUCUGACUGCUCAUGAAUUGAAGAGACUGACCCUUGCAUUCAC
Rhinopithecus roxellana (golden snub-nosed monkey) is the source of this 2683-nucleotide messenger RNA. It is a transcript of the gene GP2, whose product is annotated as glycoprotein 2. Gene Ontology annotation, cellular component: apical plasma membrane; cell surface. The coding region runs from base 338 to 1942 and encodes 534 amino acids. Gene Ontology annotation, biological process: neutrophil migration. The transcript is spliced from 11 exons. The record is from RefSeq and is a predicted model, not a curated record. NCBI's taxonomy places the organism in Eukaryota, Metazoa, Chordata, Mammalia, Primates, Cercopithecidae.